Molecule: messenger RNA, 3843 nt
Organism: Penicillium cinerascens
Lineage: Eukaryota; Fungi; Ascomycota; Eurotiomycetes; Eurotiales; Aspergillaceae
Exons: 6
Coding region: 1-3843 (1280 amino acids)
Biological process (GO): fatty acid biosynthetic process; secondary metabolite biosynthetic process
Molecular function (GO): phosphopantetheine binding; fatty acid synthase activity
Source: RefSeq, a predicted model, not a curated record
AUGGCUGAAGAAGGUCUUCCUGCUACAACGCCAAUAUACCAAUACCAAGGCUUAGAACAAUGUCUCAGAAGCUUUGAGCUUGAGAUAGAGCGUUGUGAUAGGGAAGGCAACCGCAGGGGGUACGUUGUUGUUUCCGAUGUGGAUGAGCGUUCCUUCCGCGAGUGUUUCGAGAAUUCGGGAGAAACGCUCCUGACAAACUCAUGGAAAACUUACAACUUCAUUUCUCACACCAUCAUUCUCAAAAUGCCUAGUACCAUUCAUGACGUGGCCCACAGGGCCUUCAGUCGGGUUUUCGAGUUUUGGGCGCUUCAAGCGACAAGUGUUCUUAUCCCCACAGGAGGGGGCGAAUUCACAGGACCUACGAGAAAGAAAUGCCCUGAUUCAUCGUGGAAACCAGCAGUCCGAGGGCGUGGAAAAGAUGGGAAAUGGCCUACGGUCCUUGUCGAAGCCGCCUGGAGUGAAAGUAGCCAUAAGUUGGCGCAAGAUAUCGAUUUCUGGCUUCGUGAGUCUAAUGGUCAGGUAAACGUCGCCCUCUCUAUAAGGGUGGAGAAUGAGAGGGUCUGUCCCCAGGGGUUUGUGACACGGCAAUCAAAGAUUACGAUUCAUCGAUGGAUUUUUUGCGAAACUCGGAAUGGAUCGCACAUCAAGCCCGAUCAAACGAUGGAGAUCAUUCGAGAUCCAUCGAUGGGAGACCAUCAAAUCUCCGGCUCCUUGAACAUCUCAUUCCAAGAUGUAUUCAAUCGUCAAAAGCGUGCGAACGAGACCGACUUCAGCAUGUCACCCGACGGCAUGAAACAGAUCGGAAACCUCGUCUGGCUUAUCAUGUUCCCGCCCGGCCAACCUCCCGCGCUCCCCCAUUCGGUGUCUGUCAUACUCGAUGCUUUACAAGAAGACGAGCUGCGCACGACCUUUAACCACGAUGAAUUGGAACUUCAAUAUGUCAACCAUCGCGUGGGAGAGCUGGUCGAUGAUCUGGCUCGACACGAGAAGUGCAUCGCCACGUUGGGAGAGCGUACCACUCCUACACCUUCACUCGACAUCUCCGCCGGGCUCUUUCAGGAUACGCUGAACUCACUGCUCGAGCAUGCCGACCGCCUCAUCUUCCAAAAGCUGGAUGUUGGCCAGGACCCGGUCAAGAGAGGAUUCGAAGAACAUGCCUACGAUGUGAUCAUCGCCGCCCACGUGCUCCAUGCUACUCCUUCCCUGGAACAGACCCUGCGCAAUAUACGACAGCUCCUCAAGCCAGGCGGUUAUCUCGUUGCGCUAGAGAUCACCAAUUUGCAUACCAUUCGCAUAUGUCUUUUGGGUGACCGUCCUCCAGGUGAUCUGACAAUGUACUCGGUCUUCGCGGCCCAGGCAGUGGACGACCGGAUCUCGAAUCUGCGAAAGCCAUUGUCUCCAGUUCUAACUUCACCUCCGUUCGAGCGAGGAGUCAUUGUCGGGGGGUCAUCCGAUCGAGUGGCAGAAAUCACGGCAUUGAUCAAGCCGUUCUUUGCAACGAUGGAGUAUUACCCUGCCAUUGACAAUUUCGCAACGGGUCCACGAGCCGUGGUGUUGGUGCUGGCCGAUCUAGACGGAGACCCGUGCUUCCAGGAUUUGACUGAGUCACGACUAGCUGGCCUUCAAACCCUUGUGCGAACAGCCGACAAGACACUCUGGGUGACGGGGGGUUCUGAGACAGAUAGACCCCAUCUUGGCUUGAGCAAGGGCUUCCUCACCUGCAUGAACUACGAGCAUGCGCCGGCCAUGUUCCAGUACCUCAAUGUCAUUGACCCGGCUAAGGCGAAGCCGGAAAUGUUAGCAGAGCAGCUCUUACGCUUGGGUUUCACAACCCAGGAAAAUGACUUUGCACUCACCAAUUGUCUUCACAGCACUGAGCUGGAGCUGCGAGUGGACCGAGAGGGUAACUUCCUAUUCCCGCGCAUCAACGCGAGUGAUGGUUUGAACACCCGUUAUGCAGCUGUUCGCCGUCCGGUUGUCCAGUCAGUCGAGGAUUUACAUAGGGAGGUGGUCGCUGUUGACCAGGCCCCAGAUAAACAGCUUCGACUUUGCCUUGUUGGGGAAGUGAGACCUGAGGUUGGCGAGACCAUCAUCGAUGUGCGAUACUCUACCUCUCGCGCACUCCGCAUCAAUCGCGGUGAAUACCUGAUGUUGGUACUUGGAAAGGAUUCAGUCAUGAAGACAAGGCUGGUAGCUCUGACUAGCCGAUUCGCAAGCGUCAUUUCUUCCUCUUGCUUCUGGGAGGUCCCGGACCAUGUUUCCGCGGAGCAAGAAUCGGAAUAUCUCCAUGCUACUGCUUCGUCUCUGCUUGCUGCCACUGUUUUCAAGCCAAACGACGAUGUAGUAUUGGUGCACGGCGCGGACGAUGACACCCUUCGUCGCGCUAUUGCUAUCCAAGCUGCUGCACAAACCAUCCGGCCUGUCUUCACAACCACCAGCAAGUCGUCUAUCGGCCCAGGAAGAAGCAUCCAUGUGCACGAAAAUGACCCACUGCGAACGUUGGCUCGUCAACUCCCACGGGGAAUCACGAACGCCGUGAAUCUUGAUCCGAGUACUGAUCGGCUUUUCGAUCGCAUGGUGUCGGCAGUUGGCUCGUCGGGUAUGCACAAAGAGCAUCUCCUCGCCACUUUGACGGAGACCAUUGCUCGGCAAUCUGCAUCUCCAUCUGCAGUUCAACUGCAGAGAUUGACCGAAGCUCUGCGUACUGCUACCGUGACUGCAGAUCAGCUGGUCACCCAGUCCACCAGCUCACCUCCUGUCAUUGUUCCUAUCGCCGACCUUCCUUGCUCUAGGAUAGGCCUGAUGAUUGUCGACUGGGCUACAUCCACCCCCGACUUCGUACAGGCACACAUAAAAGCAGAGAGCAGUUUGGUGCAGCUCUCCCCCAGGAAGACAUACCUUUUGGUCGGCAUGACCAGCGCCCUUGGCCAGUCCAUCGCUCACUGGCUAAUCUCGCGUGUCCUCUCCCUCGCCCAGCGCUUGAAAGCGGAUUCUCCGCCACUGGGUUGUGUUCUCAACGGGGCCAUGGUGCUUUGGGACCGGCUCUUUGUUGAUGCGGAUCUCCCCCUUCUAGCUGGUCAGCUCGCACCCAAGGUCCCGGGUAGUCUGCUGCUUGACGAGAUCUUUGGCGAGGAGCCAACCCUUGACUUCUUCGUCCUCUUUGGUAGUGCUGUCGCCACCAUUGGUUACCUGGGCCAGUCCGCGUACACAGCUGCCAGCAACUUCCUGCUUGAGCUGGCAGCCCAUCGCCGUGCACGCGGCCUCGUGGUAAGCAUUGUCCAGCCAGCCCAAGUGAAUGAUGACAUGGGCGGUAUCCGAAUUCAGGACCCUGCUGUACACCCAGACAUUCUCUGGUUCCGCACUCCCAAAGUCUGGCCUUUCAUCCGCUACCAUCACCAAGGUGAUGGCCCCCCCGUAUCGUCGGGUACAGCGGUGCCUCUCGCCGAGCAGCUUAAAUCUGCAACCACAAUAGCGCAAGUGGUGGAGAUUGUCGAGGCUGUUGUUACAGCCAAGUUGCAUCACCGUCUGCAUCUUCCCAGCCAGGUCGGGGACGGCAGCGUCAUCACCGACACGCGACUAACCGAACUUGGUGUCGACUCAUUGAUCGCGGUUGACUUGCGUCGAUUGUUUGCGCAGGAGUUGGAUGUUGAUAUUCCAGUUCUGCAAAUGAUUGGAGGAUGUUCAGUUCGAGAGUUGGCAGACAUGACAAGUGGGUCAUUGGACCGGAAGUUUUAUCCGGGGGUUGCCAUUGAAUCUGAAGCGGGGCAUAAGAGCGAUGGCUCUGACGAUGGCCAGCAUGCUGGUUCUUCAUCUUCUAUCUUCUUACCAGGUUCUCAUCCCUGA